UGUCAGACAAGUUCAGACAGACUAAAGGUGUGGUGCGCGGCAGUCAGGAGGGGGAGGCAGCCUCUCUGAGCCACUCAAGUGGAAAUUCAAUGAAACUACCUGAUGUUUUAUCUUGCUUCCGCGAGUCUUCUCAAAUCUGUGUCCGUGUGAAGUGCUGUGGUCCCACUGAUCCAGGAACAGGUCUGCAGUCCUGCGUCUCUCUGUCUCUCGGGGGCAGAAGUCGGCUCUGCUGGAUUCGGAAACCUCAGCUAGUGCACUUCGUCGCUCGUGAAAUCAGGAGGAAUCUGACUGUCUGCCAUGGAGAGAGUUUAAAACCCGCUGGACGAAGAGCUCUUCUUAACCUCAUAUCUGGCUUUUGCUUUUCUUUUUCCCAUACUAGCAGCACUUCCUUUUUCCAACCUAUCCCGCCCCUCCCCACACAGCCACCAUGCGCAGGUUCAGCUCUGAGGGAAACCUCCUGGAUCUGGACUUCCUCCCGUGGAGGAGGGUGGCCCUGAAGAACCAUGAUGUUCAGGACAACCGGGACUCAGGCACCUACACCCCUCACACAGGGGAGGAUGAGCUGAACAGGGGCACCUGCGUCCUGACCCCCACCAUCCUGGAGCCUAAAGCGGUUUACGGUGAGCAGAGCGGGAAUGAACUGACCAAGCAGCACAGCGUCAGCGUGGAGACACUGAGUGAGCUGGGGAAGCAGGACAAGCUGGACAAGAAUCACUUGAGUGUGUGCAUCAUUGGUGAAGGCUGCAGGGCCUACAGCGACAGCCAGCUGAACCCCAACGCCCAGGGCAGCACGGAGAGCAUGGAGAGAGACGACAUGCCCCCCCGGUCUCCCUCCUCCACCAACCCCUUCUCCUUCAAAGCACAUCACAGCAACAACCAUAAACCCAAGCUGUCAGCCGCCAAGCUGCACCUCCGGAGUCUGUUCGGACAGAGUCCUCAUUCCUCAAACUCCAACCUGUCCAACACAGAGCAGAAAGACAGUGUAACAGAGCGGAGGUCUCGCCUGCUCUUCAUGCGUCAAUGGAGCCAGAUGGGCCCCAGUAAGAAGAGGAAGAUCAGUCGAGAAGAGCUGGAGAAAUGGGCUGAGUCCCUGAACACCCUGCUGCUCAGCCAAACUGGUGUCUCAGUGUUUGGAGCAUUCCUGCGCUCUGAGUUCAGCGAGGAGAACCUGCAGUUCUAUCUGGCCUGUGAGCAGUACAAACACUCAUCCAACAACUUCAGCCUGCAGAGGAGGGCCAAGGAUAUCUGCAGCACCUACAUCCAGCCAGGAGCCCCGCGGGAGGUGAAUCUGGACAGUAAGACCAGGGAUCUGUCCCUCCAGCUGCUGCAGGCUCCGUCUCACGCCUCGCUGUCCCUCGCACAGAAACGCAUCUACUCCCUCCUAGACAUGGACUGUUAUCCCCGCUUCCUCCAGUCUGACCUCUACCUCUCCUUACUGCGAGAGGCCGACAAGGAGACACAUGUGGUGACACACCUGGCCUCAGGAGGAGGGACACCGUAAAAGAUAAAUCUGUUUUAUAAGACAUAGAGCUUCUGUGUGGGACGUUUGUGUGUAAAAGGUACAUCUGGAGCAAAUUCCCGUUGGAGUCAGGUAAAUAAUAUUGUUCAGUGUGAUUUCUAGAUUCAAAAUUAUAUUUCAUAUCUUUGUUUUUUUUAAGCUAUGCGAAGCUAAGCUUACCAAGUUGUAGCUCUUUAUUUAAUAAUAGACAAAAGAUUGAAAUCCAUACAAAUACUCUCAAAUGUUAAACUAUUCUUAUAUUUGGCCUCUUUUUGGCUCUGAGAAUAUGAAAACAUAGAUCAGGCACCUGUGAAACUGUGUGGAGCUAAAUCUGGGCCAAAAGUUUUAUUCAAAAACAUAAAAUGAAUUUGAAAGCUAUGAUUCUGAACUUUGUAAAAUAUCUUUGUCUUUAAAAAUUCAGGUUGAAUAUUAUUUUGCUUGUUUAUUCUUUAAGAUUCAGGACUUUACCUUUUAGUUUCAGAUCUUAUUUUGAUUUAAUCUGAAAGAAUAAAAUCUGAAACUGGAAAAAAGACUCAAAUAUCAGAAUUUAAAUAAAAGUGAAAUAUCAAAAAAAUAUGUUUUUAAUCAAAAUAAUAUUCAACAUGAACAUUUUAAAAAUAUGAAUUCUUAGUUUAAAUACAUCAUUGUAUUUUGUUCAGGAUCUUGAACAAACUUGAACUUUAAAACACAUUUUAUUUUUUCAAAAACUUUUGGCCCAGAUUGAGCUCCGUGUGAAACAAGGCAGCUCUCAUUGUAAUGAUUAAACCUGUAUUAGCUAAUGUUCCCAUGGUUCAGUAAGCACAGACUCUCUGCUGCUGACGAAAAGGAAAGACCUGUUCAGCAAGAAUGAGCUCUCUGCUGUAAAGGUCAAAGUACUAUGUGAGUUACUUUAUGACAAAGAUGGGAAACCUGAGCAAAUCGCCUGUGACAGGUGAAAUGACUGGCGGGAAGCCGAGUGUUCUUAGACUUCGCUGUUCAAACAAAGAGAAACUGUACGCUCACAAUAGCCCGCAGGAACACUCAGUAAUUUAAGAAGGUUAAUGAGAAUGACCAGUAGCAUUUAUUCGACAGUCGGUCCUGUAAAAAAUGUAAUAAUGUGGAAGAACAUUUUAAAGAGAAAUAAAUAAAAUGCUGUUUUGUA
Eleginops maclovinus (Patagonian blennie) is the source of this 2639-nucleotide messenger RNA. Its product is annotated as regulator of G-protein signaling 8. The record is from RefSeq and is a predicted model, not a curated record. The coding region runs from base 428 to 1501 and encodes 357 amino acids. Lineage: Eukaryota; Metazoa; Chordata; Actinopteri; Perciformes; Eleginopidae. The transcript has 6 exons.